AAUUCCGUUGAUUGGUGCCGGCGAUGUUCUCAAAGUCCACCAGAAAUCAGACAACCUGCUGCUUCGCAAUACUGUAAAGGGAUCAGGCCGCGUGAUCAGGAUGCAGUUUGAUGGCAGUAACAAGGCGCAGGCCAUCAAAGAGUGCUCGAGUGCCGCAGAAAGUCUCCGGGAGUAUCUGGCUGUCAACACUGUCGAUGACGCCCUGCCGCCAAAUAAUCAGCCCCCCACUGAAGUCCCUGCACCGGUGACACAGCUGUGUCCACAGCAAGGUGAGACGGCCAAAGCCGAACCAGAGGUUGUCCAGGGAUCGCUGUCCAUCAAGCGUCUUGCCCAGAACCUCUUGGGAGAAAAGCCUCUGAUGCUGCCUGGGCUGUACCGUCACGGGUCUUCAGAACCUGGAGACCUGGACGCCUUCGUACGCAUUUGUCUGCUGGAUCCCAGCUUUCCUGCUUUGGUGGAGCAGGUGGAGGGCGAGCUGAGGAAAAUACUUGAAGAAUGAAUCAUCAUUGACAACUGAAGGCAGAGAAGAGGUCAAGCCAGCGCUGCGCUUUUGUGUUUGUUUGCUGUUUUUCCCACGCCGUUCGCUACGUAGGCGUGCACUUGCUUAGCGCUGCCAAUAUCAACAGUGUUGUGGUCGUGCAUUAGCACUUACGACAUUUCAGAUUGUUGAUAAACACAGCUUUAACAAAACUUAAGUUAAUUUUUGAAAUUUUUUAUUCAGAAAAAAAUAUUGGUCUUAUUCAUAUGUUUGAUCGUGGCUAUAUACUCUGGUCCCUCUGUUCUCACAUCAACGCAGGUCCGUUUUCCACCGCAACACACAUCAUCGGUACAUUGUAUUGAAAGGAGGAGUCAUGCAGCUACAGCAGUAAAUGUCGCUAUGCCAGCUUCCAAGGGAUCCCAUGAUAUUAAAGCUUGACUGAUUAAAACAAACUGCCCUCCAUUUAAUCUAUUCAAGAAUACAUUUUGCAUAGGAUUAUAGCCAUGCUAUACAUUCAAAAAAAAUACAAGAUAAAAAUUAUUAAUUAAAUUAGGAAAUGUUAAAAAAAAUAUCUUUUUUUUUUUACAGAUUUCCUAUCAUUUGAACACUCAUACUGCAACAUAUACAAGACAAUCUAAGUUACUCUCAAAAGGAAAUUAAAGUAAUACAUAUACCAUUGAUAUUUAGUUAGUUAAACACACAUUAUUCAUUAUCUGUUUUCACUCGCCAUUACAUUUUGAAUAC
Phycodurus eques (leafy seadragon) is the source of this 1222-nucleotide messenger RNA. It is a transcript of the gene rec114, whose product is annotated as REC114 meiotic recombination protein. The transcript has 4 exons. The record is from RefSeq and is a predicted model, not a curated record. The coding region runs from base 101 to 499 and encodes 132 amino acids. NCBI's taxonomy places the organism in Eukaryota, Metazoa, Chordata, Actinopteri, Syngnathiformes, Syngnathidae.